UGAAAAUAAAAAAAAAACCUCACCCUGUAAUCAGUGGCAUAACUGACAUUUUAAAAUUGUGUAGGUAGAGAUAACGGUGAAAUUCACCGUGGUAGAGAUGUAAUGUAACCUCAGAGCACAGAACAAUACACACAUUUUUUUUAUGUCUUAGAAAUGAUGUAACCUCGUGUAACACCAAGAUUGGCCAAUUCGGCAGUUCUAUUAUUUGGUUCGUUAUUCAAAAUAUAACGUUCACCUACUCACUCGAUAAUGCUAGUUAUAAAACACUAGGUACCUUUGUUUCAAAAUUUCUUCACGCUCUUAUACUUACUUUGAAAUAAAAGCUAAGUAGUGCUUUGGCUACGUGUUUUCUGUGCUACAGAAAGAAGUUUUCUCUCCAAAGAACUGCAACAUUUAUAAAAUAUAAAAUGACUUUGGAACAGAAACUGAAAACUAAUAUUUACAACGAUGUCAGAAAGAUGUGCCGAGAGGUGGGGAUGUACCUCAACAUCGAAUACGACAUCGACAGCCUGAAUAUUAUCUCUGAACUAACGUGGAAGAAACUACAGCUAUUUGCCAAAGAUUUGGAAGCGUUUCAAAAACACGGGAAGCGUUCAACAGUCAACGCUGACGAUGUUAAGCUACUAGUACGCAAUAAUGAUGAUUUGAAAGCGCUAAUUGAGAACAAGAUUGUGGAGAUGGCAACAGCCAAGGCAGAAAUAAAGAUUGGAAAACGUAAAAGAAAAUCAUCCCCGAGCGGAAGCUAGUUUCUACUUUAGCAUUUUGGUGUACUUAAUUGUCUAUUAAUAAUAUAUGCCAAAUAUUGCCAUUUAGUGUUGAAGAA
Molecule: messenger RNA, 823 nt
Organism: Photinus pyralis (common eastern firefly)
Lineage: Eukaryota; Metazoa; Arthropoda; Insecta; Coleoptera; Lampyridae
Product: centromere protein S-like
Exons: 4
Coding region: 408-746 (112 amino acids)
Biological process (GO): resolution of meiotic recombination intermediates; replication fork processing
Cellular component (GO): Fanconi anaemia nuclear complex; FANCM-MHF complex
Molecular function (GO): protein heterodimerization activity; chromatin binding
Source: RefSeq, a predicted model, not a curated record